AUGCUAGAGAUCACUUCCCUAUCUUCAGAAACUUGUCUUGGUGUAGAUUUUGCUGCUAUCUAUAGAAGUUCAUCUUUAUAUGAGACUAACAAAGAACUUGCAAAGAGAUUAAGUUCACCACCUAUUGGAGCUAAACCUUUAGAGUUCCACACUCAGUUUGCACAAAAUGGUUGGGGACAAUUCAAAGCUUGUCUCUGGAAGCAAUAUUGGUCUUACUGGAGAAGCCCUUCUUAUAACUUGAUGCGCUUCGCGUUCCUAAUCAUAUCGUCUUUAUGCUUUGGGGCAUUAUAUUGGAAUCAAGGGACAAAUUUGUAA
Messenger RNA from Oldenlandia corymbosa var. corymbosa, 315 nucleotides. The record is from the annotation of a GenBank genome assembly. NCBI's taxonomy places the organism in Eukaryota, Viridiplantae, Streptophyta, Magnoliopsida, Gentianales, Rubiaceae.